AUGUUUCGCGUUGCUGGCCUGGCGGCGCUGACCCUUGCGGCCUUGGCGGCCCCGGUGGAUGCUGCUCCCCUGGAGCGCGCCACCGUUAACCAUGUCGCUAAACGCACGCUGCAAAACCGUAAUGUUGAUCUCGAUGUCAGGACUUGGAAGCCCACCGCUCAGCUUGGCUCUCGCGCUUCGGCCAAGUCCUCGCAAACCAUGAGCUUGAAGAAGCUCAAGACAUCACGGGCCAAUCCCCGUAGCGCGGCGUACCUGAAAGGCCUGACAGGUCGAGCUUCCAGCUCCACUACCUCUGGAAGCAGCGAGCUUAUCUCUUUGUUUGAGGGAGAAGAAUUUGCGACCUCCAUCACCCUUGGCACCCAAUCCUUCGAUGUGAUCGUUGAUACUGGAUCCAGUGACACUUGGGUCGUCAAGUCAGGCUUCGAGUGCAUUGAUCUCGAUACUGGAAAGAAGACAUCGACGUCAACCUGUGAAUUCGGCACCACGUACACUGUUGACAGCACCCUCAAGACAAUCUCUGGCGAGGAGUUUGAAAUUGAGUACGGUGAUGGUGAGUACCUGUAUGGCUACAUGGCCACCGAGACAGUCACCCUGGCCGACAUUACUGUUGACCAGGAGAUCGCUGUUGUCACCGAGGCUGCUUGGGAGGGAGAUGGAACUACCUCCGGUCUGACUGGUCUCGCUUAUCCUGCUCUGACAAGUGCUUACUCCGAGCGCACGGAGGAGCAGGAGGAGUACAACCCAAUUUUCACGACCAUGUACGAAGAUGGCUUGAUUGAUUCCUACUUCAGUCUCGCUAUUCUCCGUGAUGUGUCCGGUGACGCGGGCUACCUGACACUUGGUGGCUUGCCUCCAGUGAACUUCACCGAGACCUGGACUACCACUGACAUCCUGAUCACUUCGAUCUCGGGAUACAGCAAGGCUUACGACUUUUACACCAUCAACAUUGACUCCGUCUCAAUCAACGGCGAGACGGUUUCUAGCUCAGGAGGGUCUGAUAUUCAGUACAUUGUUGACUCUGGCACCACUCUGAACUACUACCCCACUUCUGUUGCCGACGCUGUGAAUGCUGCCUUCUCUCCCGCUGCCGUAUAUAGCGAUGAUGAGGGCGCUUACGUCGUUGACUGCGAUGCCACACCCCCAACCCACACAAUCACCAUUGGUGGCACCGCCUUCACCAUCAACCCGCUUGAUAUGAUUCUGUAUGCCGGCACUGAUGACGAUGGAAACGACGUCUGCAUCUCCGGUAUUGAUGAUGGUGGUGAUGAUUCGUCUGAGGAUGUUUACAUCCUUGGUGAUACUUUCCAGAAGAAUGUAGUCACUGUCUUCGAUGUUGGCGCCGUUGAGAUGAAAUUCGCGCCUCAUGUGGAUUACACCUCCAACGACACCUACUAA
Messenger RNA from Penicillium pulvis, 1395 nucleotides. RefSeq lists its product as uncharacterized. The transcript is spliced from 3 exons. Gene Ontology annotation, molecular function: aspartic-type endopeptidase activity. Gene Ontology annotation, cellular component: fungal-type vacuole. Bases 1 to 1395 code for a protein of 464 amino acids. Lineage: Eukaryota; Fungi; Ascomycota; Eurotiomycetes; Eurotiales; Aspergillaceae. Gene Ontology annotation, biological process: proteolysis. The record is from RefSeq and is a predicted model, not a curated record.